Molecule: messenger RNA, 8924 nt
Organism: Macaca mulatta (Rhesus monkey)
Lineage: Eukaryota; Metazoa; Chordata; Mammalia; Primates; Cercopithecidae
Gene: GAPVD1
Product: GTPase activating protein and VPS9 domains 1
Biological process (GO): regulation of GTPase activity; vesicle-mediated transport
Cellular component (GO): cytosol; endocytic vesicle
Molecular function (GO): small GTPase binding; guanyl-nucleotide exchange factor activity
Source: RefSeq, a predicted model, not a curated record
GCGCUGGCGUGGCGGCAGCGCCGCUGCAGGACGCAGGGAAGCCAACAGGCGAGUGGCGAAGGUGGCGGCAGCGGCGGCGGGGGCAGUCACCGGCGAGGGCGACGGCUCCGAGGCCGAGUGGCGGUCCGGCAGAGUCCUCCGUGUCUUCAUCCGCAUGAGCCCCUUGUGAUCAGUCUUUGAGCCUUUCCUACACUGAAGAUGGUGAAGCUAGAUAUUCAUACUCUGGCUCAUCACCUCAAGCAGGAACGCUUAUAUGUAAACUCUGAGAAACAGCUCAUUCAGAGGCUCAAUGCAGAUGUACUUAAGACAGCUGAAAAGCUGUAUCGUACAGCAUGGAUUGCGAAGCAACAGAGAAUCAAUUUGGAUCGGCUUAUCAUAACCAGUGCUGAAGCUUCCCCUGCUGAAUGUUGCCAACAUGCCAAAAUUUUGGAAGAUACACAAUUUGUUGAUGGGUAUAAGCAAUUGGGAUUUCAGGAGACUGCUUAUGGAGAAUUCUUGAGUCGAUUGAGGGAAAAUCCUCGUCUUAUUGCCUCCUCUUUGGUUGCUGGAGAGAAACUUAAUCAGGAGAACACACAAAGUGUUAUUUACACAGUUUUUACGUCCCUGUAUGGCAAUUGCAUCAUGCAAGAAGAUGAAAGCUACCUCCUUCAGGUUUUGCGAUACUUGAUUGAAUUUGAACUUAAAGAAAGUGACAACCCUAGGCGACUUUUGAGGAGAGGAACUUGUGCCUUCAGCAUCUUAUUUAAACUUUUUUCUGAAGGACUGUUUUCUGCCAAACUUUUCCUCACAGCCACUUUACAUGAGCCAAUUAUGCAACUCCUUGUUGAAGAUGAAGAUCACCUGGAAACAGAUCCAAACAAGCUAAUUGAGAGGUUCUCCCCAUCUCAGCAGGAAAAACUCUUUGGAGAGAAGGGCUCAGACAGAUUCAGGCAAAAAGUUCAAGAAAUGGUGGAGUCCAAUGAAGCCAAACUAGUGGCUUUGGUGAACAAAUUUAUUGGUUAUCUCAAACAGAACACAUAUUGUUUUCCACAUAGUUUAAGGUGGAUCGUGUCUCAGAUGUACAAAACCCUCUCCUGUGUAGAUAGGCUGGAAGUGGGGGAGGUCAGGGCAAUGUGUACUGAUCUCCUGUUGGCCUGCUUCAUUUGUCCUGCAGUUGUCAAUCCAGAACAGUAUGGAAUAAUUUCUGAUGCUCCUAUUAAUGAGGUAGCACGAUUUAAUCUGAUGCAGGUAGGCCGCCUUUUGCAGCAGUUAGCAAUGACUGGCUCUGAAGAAGGAGAUCCCCGAACAAAGAGCAGCCUUGGAAAAUUUGACAAAAGCUGUGUUGCCGCGUUCCUUGAUGUUGUGAUUGGGGGCCGUGCAGUGGAGACCCCUCCAUUGUCUUCCGUUAAUCUUCUGGAAGGAUUGAGCAGAACUGUGGUUUAUAUAACCUAUAGUCAGCUUAUUACUCUGGUGAAUUUUAUGAAGAGUGUGAUGUCUGGAGAUCAACUGAGAGAAGAUAGAAUGGCUCUUGACAAUUUAUUGGCAAACCUACCCCCAGCCAAGCCAGGAAAAAGCAGCAGUUUAGAAAUGACUCCCUACAAUACGCCUCAGCUGUCUCCGGCAACCACUCCAGCAAAUAAAAAGAAUCGAUUACCUAUAGCAACUCGGAGCAGAAGCCGCACCAAUAUGCUAAUGGACCUACAUAUGGACCAUGAAGGAUCAUCUCAAGAAACCAUCCAGGAGGUGCAACCAGAAGAGGUGUUGGUCAUUUCCUUAGGGACAGGUCCCCAGCUUACUCCAGGGAUGAUGUCAGAAAAUGAGGUUCUAAACAUGCAUCUUUCGGAUGGAGGACAAGGCGAUGUCCCUGUUGAUGAAAACAAACUCCAUGGUAAACCUGAUAAAACCUUGCGCUUUUCCCUCUGCAGUGAUAAUCUGGAAGGAAUAUCUGAAGGUCCUUCAAAUCGCUCCAAUUCAGUGUCCUCCCUAGACCUGGAAGGAGAGUCUGUGUCAGAACUUGGAGCAGGACCUUCUGGCAGUAAUGGAGUUGAAGCUCUACAGCUGUUAGAACAUGAGCAAGCUACAACACAGGAUAACCUUGAUGAUAAGCUAAGGAAGUUUGAAAUUCGUGACAUGAUGGGAUUAACAGAUGAUAGGGACAUAUCAGAAACAGUGAGUGAGACCUGGAGUACAGACGUCUUGGGGAGUGACUUUGACCCUAAUAUUGAUGAAGAUCGCUUGCAAGAAAUUGCAGGUGCUGCAGCAGAGAACAUGUUAGGCAGUUUGCUGUGCCUCCCAGGUUCAGGGUCAGUGCUUCUUGACCCUUGCACUGGUUCUACCAUAUCAGAGACAACAAGUGAAGCUUGGAGUGUAGAGGUAUUGCCAAGUGACUCAGAGGCCCCAGACCUAAAGCAGGAGGAGCGUCUACAAGAACUGGAGAGCUGUUCUGGACUGGGUAGCACAUCUGAUGAUACGGAUGUCAGGGAGGUCAGUUCCCGCCCCAGCACACCAGGCCUCAGUGUUGUGUCCGGCAUAAGUGCAACCUCUGAGGAUAUUCCCAAUAAGAUUGAAGACUUGAGAUCUGAGUGCAGCUCUGAUUUUGGGGGUAAAGAUUCUGUCACUAGUCCAGACAUGGAUGAAAUAACUCAUGGUGCCCACCAGCUGACCUCUCCUCCUUCUCAGUCAGAGUCUCUGCUGGCCAUGUUUGAUCCACUGUCUUCACAUGAAGGGGCUUCUGCUGUGGUAAGGCCAAAGGUUCACUAUGCUAGGCCAUCGCAUCCACCACCAGAUCCCCCAAUCCUGGAAGGAGCUGUGGGAGGAAAUGAGGCCAGGUUGCCAAACUUUGGUUCCCAUGUGUUAACUCCAGCUGAAUUGGAGGCAUUCAAGCAAAGGCAUUCUUACCCUGAGAGACUAGUUCGAAGCAGGAGCUCUGAUAUAGUAUCUUCUGUGCGGAGACCCAUGAGUGACCCCAGCUGGAACCGGCGUCCAGGAAAUGAAGAGCGAGAACUCCCUCCAGCUGCAGUCAUUGGUGCUACUUCUUUGGUGGCUGCACCUCAUUCAUCAUCUUCAUCCCCGAGUAAGGACUCCUCAAGAGGAGAGACUGAAGAACGCAAAGAUAGCGAUGAUGAGAAAUCAGACAGAAACAGACCUUGGUGGAGAAAACGUUUUGUUUCAGCCAUGCCUAAAGAUGAUCCCAGCCCUAGACUCAGUGCACAAGCUCAGGUCGCUGAGGAUAUUCUGGACAAAUACAGGAAUGCCAUUAAACGGACCAGCCCCAGUGAUGGAGCAAUGGCAAACUAUGAAAGUACAGAGGUUUUGGGUGAUGGUGAAAGUGCACAUGAUUCUCCCCGUGACGAGGCACUGCAGAACAUCUCAGCUGAUGAUCUCCCAGACUCUGCGAGCCAAGCAGCCCACCCGCAAGAUUCAGCUUUCUCUUACAGAGAUGCGAAAAAGAAACUGAGGCUUGCUCUUUGCUCUGCGGACUCUGUUGCCUUCCCAGUGCUGACCCACUCAACAAGGAAUGGUUUACCAGACCACACAGACCCAGAAGACAAUGAAAUUGUAUGCUUCUUAAAAGUUCAAAUAGCUGAAGCAAUUAAUUUACAAGAUAAGAACUUAAUGGCUCAACUUCAAGAAACAAUGCGCUGUGUGUGCCGUUUUGAUAAUAGGACUUGUAGGAAACUGCUGGCUUCUAUUGCUGAGGACUACAGAAAAAGAGCCCCAUAUAUUGCUUAUCUCACUCGUUGUCGACAAGGACUACAGACCACACAGGCUCACCUGGAAAGGCUAUUGCAAAGGGUUUUGCGAGACAAAGAAGUGGCCAAUCGAUACUUUACCACCGUCUGUGUGAGAUUACUGCUUGAGAGCAAAGAAAAGAAGAUCAGGGAAUUCAUUCAAGACUUUCAGAAACUCACCGCAGCUGAUGAUAAAACUGCUCAGGUAGAAGAUUUUCUGCAGUUUCUUUAUGGUGCAAUGGCCCAGGAUGUCAUAUGGCAAAACGCAAGUGAAGAACAGCUUCAAGAUGCACAGCUGGCCAUUGAGCGAAGCGUGAUGAACCGGAUUUUCAAGCUUGCCUUCUACCCUAAUCAGGAUGGGGACAUACUUCGCGACCAGGUUCUUCAUGAACAUAUCCAGAGAUUAUCUAAAGUAGUGACUGCAAAUCACAGAGCUCUUCAGAUACCAGAGGUUUAUCUUCGAGAAGCACCAUGGCCAUCUGCACAAUCAGAAAUCAGGACAAUAAGUGCUUAUAAAACCCCCCGGGACAAAGUGCAGUGCAUCCUGAGAAUGUGCUCUACGAUUAUGAACCUCCUGAGCCUGGCCAAUGAGGACUCUGUCCCUGGAGCGGAUGACUUUGUUCCUGUGUUGGUGUUUGUGUUGAUAAAGGCAAAUCCACCCUGUUUGCUGUCUACUGUGCAGUAUAUCAGUAGCUUUUAUGCUAGCUGUCUGUCUGGAGAGGAGUCCUAUUGGUGGAUGCAGUUCACAGCAGCAGUAGAAUUCAUUAAAACCAUCGAUGACCGAAAAUGACCAAGACCAAGGCCCACCAAGGCAGCAGACUGUUAAUCAAACAAACAGAUCUCUAAGAAGGCGCAUCAGCUGCUUUGAAGGCUGAAGAUUGUUUUUGUAUAAUAUUGUACAGCUUCAGGCAUUUUAAAGCAGAUCUUUACUAAACAGGUUAAUGAGCUAACAAGCAGGUUCUCUUUGGGCUCUUUCCUUUCUGAGUUGCAUAUUCUAUUUUCUUGUCCCCAAGUAGAGUCUAGUACUACAAAAAGGGACCACAUUUUUCAGGUAUUUCUAAAUAUUAAAAAACAGAACAAAAAUCUCUUAGAAAAUUUCUAGACCUCCAUUCUUGGAUACCCUUUCUUUCCUUUUAUUUUAAAAAAGAACAGUACCCCUCUUUUAAGAUGCUGUCUUAUAUUAAUGUGCAUCUAAUGGAAAGAAGAUACGAGUUGCACUGAGGAUUAUAAUAGUGGUACAUUAGUGGCAUUAUCUAUAAAUACACUCACCUAAAUUGAAAAGCUAAGAAGGAAAUGUAAAUAUAAUAUAUAUUUAUAUUUGAUGUAAUAUGGACAUCUGCAGAUUCUAAUAAACAAGGACUAUUGCUGAUAGUAGGCUGUGACAUAGUGUCUUGUGAAAUGGUUUCCUUGACAAGAUUUAAGCUGAGCUUAAAAGCAAAAAACAAAAAGUACACAGAAAUAUUUAUUAAAAUGUAAUACAGUUUAUUGGACUUUCUAAGUAUGGCGUUUGAUGGACAGGGCUGUCUUUAAUGAGUGUGAAAGUUACUAAGUCACUUAGACAUAUCACCGUGGAAGUUUGUGAGCCUGCAUUAGGAGAUAGACUGAUUACCAUACACAACGUAAAAAGGAACAGUGGAUAGCUCAUACUUUAUGGUGGUUCUUCUCCUCCGAAAUAAUAUACUGCAGAAAUCCCAGACAGAGCUCCUUACAAACCUUUAAUUGUAAUAUAUUUUUGAUGAUUAUUCACAUUGAAUGCACAGACCAAGAAUUCAGUGAAUGUCAUUUUUUAAAAAACUAAUUUGUAUUGUCUGCUCUGGUGAUACAAGUUUUACUAGUGAUAAACUAUUUUAACCAUACUAUUCUUACGGAAAAAAAUAAUCUAUUUUGGCAGGUUUCUGUGCCUUUAUUUCCCUCUUCUGAAAAAAAGUCUGUGUUUUCAUAGUUUGGUUUGCAUUGUAUAUCAAUAAUCAAUCAGGAAUGGUUUUUGGUGCCUGAAAAAUUGGCCAAGGAGGCACACCAAAGCUUCAAGCACAAGUCUUGUAUGUGGGCCAUCACUGUCUGGUUUCACUUUGUGUGUUUCCUAAACACAUUUAGCUGCUUUUAUAACAAACUCAGCCCCAUACUUGAGUCCCUUGUUGUUGGGAGCAUUUCCAGGUAUCUUUUAAGGAAACUGUGAUAAACAGCCUUGGGCAGAUGAAUACGGAGGCUGUCUGCUGUCCGUCUCUGAGAUCUUUGUGUCUGGGAAUGCCUAAAGAUUUUAUUUUUUUUUCUUUGUUUUUAUUUUAUUUUUCGAGACAAAGUCUCAUCCUGUCACCCAGGCUGGAGUGCAGUGGUACGAUCUUGGCCCACUGCAACCUCCACCUCCCGGUUCAAGUGGUUCCCCUGCCUCAGCCUCCCAAGUAGCUGGAACUAUAGGCGCGCGCCACCACGCCCAGCUAAUUUUUGUAUUUUUAGUAGAAACGAGGUUUCACUAUGUUGGCCAGUAUGGUCUCGAUCUCCUGACCUCAUGAUCCACCCGCCUUUGCCUCCCAAAGUGCUGGGAUUACAGGCAUGAGCCACCGCACCCAGCCAGAAACUAGAUUUUCUUUAUGUCUCCACCCCUUCUUAUUCAUUUACUUUACAAUACCAAAAUAAAUUGCAUAGGAGUGUGGGAUGUGGUUUCUGCCUUCUAGAGAGAGAUCAGAAUUAAACUAGUACUAUGAAAUGUCCUUUUGAAUGUUAGGUCAAGAAAUCCAUGUACAGAGUCGUGAGCUUCAUGGGCUGUAACUGCCAAACUUGCCCUGUGUUAGAAGUUAAAUCCCAUCGUCAAUACAUCACGAGGCCAGCUGUGUGAUCUGAGACCUAGAUGGGAGUUCAUUUACUUCAGCCUUUGAUUCAGUAAAUGUUAAGCAGAGGACUUCGAAUGGUUGAAAUUCAUUGUUACAGGAUUUUACUCAUAAACCAAUGAGAGAUUUUGUUUUCUCCACAAUGGUUGCUAAGUCUAUUCCAUGUUAACACUGUGGAAAUAAAUACGAAGAUGUGGACAUUGCAUUGGGGCUCUUUUCUGUGGAAGAGAAGGUGGUGGGAUUGGGGUGAAGGGCUACACUGAAGGCAGGAGAUAGGGCUCUGCCUUGUUGGAGCCAGGGCUGAGGUUUGGCUCCAAACCUCAGAGAUUUGGCAUCUGUGACACCUCUAAAACAGGUUCGGGUGCUCAUGACUCUGUAGCUGGUGGAGGAGCACAGCACAGCUGUUGCAGGGGCAGCUAAGGUUUCCUCUGAAUAUCCUGUCAGGAGCAAGGACUACUUUGGCAUUAACCAUCACUGGUUUGAUUUCUUGACAGGUACAUGAGAUGGGGAGUGAUUUGAUUUUUUUUUUUUUAGAAAAGAGGAAUAGUUGUUCCCCAAAUGUUUCUUCCUCCAUUGCCCUCCCGUACUUGUUUUACAUGAAAGAUUAGUGUAAAAGUGCAAAAUCAGCCCUGGAAACAUUCGGUAGCCACCGAUUACUACAUAGAAUUUACAAAGUGGAUGUUAAAAGGAGAGAGAGUUGGCUCAGUGCCCCUGAAAUCUUGUAGGAUUAACUUCUCUGAGGAAAAGAAAAACCAAGUUUGCAUUUUGUAUUAAUAUUCUGCUUUUAGAAGUAAUAGAAAUACAAGUUCAAGAUUGUCUUUACUUACAAAAUUACAGUUUAAUUUUUUUUGAGACACAAUCUUUCUCUGUCACGCAGUCAGCAGUGCAGUGGCGUGAUCUCGGCUCACUGCAACCACUGUCUCCCAGUCUCAAGUGAUUCUCAUGGCUCAGCCGCCCUGGUUGCUCAGAUUACAGGUGUGUGCCACCACACCCAGCUAAUUUUUUGUAUUUUUUUUGUAGAGACAGGGUUUUGCCACGUUGGCCAGGCUGGUCUUGAACUCCCGGCCUCAAGUGAUCCGCCUGCCUCAGCUUCCCAAAGUGCUGGGAUUACAGGUGUGAGCCACUGCGCCCAACCACAAAAUUAUAUAUAUAUAUAUUUAAACGUCAAACAUUUUGCUUGCUUGCUUCAUUUUAGGUAAAAUCUCAGCCACAGUAAUUGCUUGCUUCUGCUUUUUGUUUAUAAAAACCUGCUUAUGAAAGCCUUCUUACACAGAUAGUUACAUCGCUGUAGUAGGAGGCUCAGGUUUUCUGAGGGAUUGCAAAUAGGUGUGCUGCAUGGUUUUUCUUUUCCUAUGUCCUGGAAGCCUUUGUUGAAAGUGGGCUUUACAAAUGUGUCCCUGAGGUCCAUGAUCGAGAGAACAAUCCCAGCCCCAAUACAGGGGCUGUGUUCUUGCCAUAAGAAUCUGCAGCCGACUGGUGUGCUGAGCCCCGGCACUCUUUUUCCUGUUAUUUGCUAUGGGAAUUUCCGCUUUAGAGCAAGUAAGAUCACCUAGGUGUUUUAAAAUUGUUUUUCUCCUGUGUGAUUGGGUGUGAAGAGGGAAAGUAGGAAUACACUCAGAAUCAUUACUGGAUUGCACAGAAGUGAUAGAAGUGUAGUGGGGUUUACUUCCUCAAUGGGUGCUUCUAGAUUUUUCUCUCCUGUCUCUUCCUGCUUUGUUUCUUUAAAGAAAAAUCUGUUGUCUCUUUUUAAAUAUUUAGUGAGUUUUUUUUGUACACAAUUGCUUUAAUUUUGAGGGAAGUAAAUCCAAAAUGAUCUUGAAGCCCAAAGGAUUUUUAGUAAAUAGAUUAACAGUGAUGAGGUAUUUGCAAUACUCUAAAUGCCAAAAUGCUUUGAGAACUUUGCCAGGUUAAAAAUUACUUAAUAUAUUUUAGAAUGUAAGUUAGAAAGUAGUAGGACAAGGAAUAGCUUUAUUACUCUUGAGAACACUUGGAGAAAUGAAAAUAGAGUUUGCUUCCGUGUUAAGUUGUGGUUGAGCUAUGGAGUGACCCUGGAGCUGCCGCAUUCCACAGGCCUGAGCUCAUCAAGGGUUCAAUUCAAGAGAGAGGACGUCUCCACUUGGAUAAUGGCAGACAGUGUGGGUAGGGGCCAUGCACCAGGGGAAUUAUCUCUGUCAAAUUAAUACUCUCCUGUCUACUGGAUUCUUCUUGUGCUUCACCUGGAUUAAAAAGCUGUACUGCCUCUUUUGAAACUGAUGAAGCCUUUCUGUAAGUCUCAAUUAAUGAGCUUGCACAAUCUUGUAUAUGUACAGGAAACCCAUCCUGUCUCCUAAUGUGAUUAGUACUGUAAAAUAUUCUAUAAAACUGAUUAAAAAGGGAGAGCAGUUUGAUU